Dovyalis caffra is the source of this 1668-nucleotide messenger RNA. Lineage: Eukaryota; Viridiplantae; Streptophyta; Magnoliopsida; Malpighiales; Salicaceae. The record is from the annotation of a GenBank genome assembly.
AUGUCAAGAGAAAAGGUAGAGCUCAAAGCAGCCACAAUCGACUUCUCCAAUGCUAUAGGAAAAGGUGGGUUUGGUGAUUUUUAUAGAGGAGAGCUACCUGAUAAGCGAAUUGUUGCAGUCAAGUGCCUGAAACAUGUCACUGAAGGGGAUGCCAAGUUUUGGGUAGAGGUUGCAAUCAUUGCCAGGAUGCACCAUCUCAUUUUGGUCAGGCUAUGGGGCUUUUGUGCGGAGAAAGGCCAAAAGAUUCUAGUUUAUGAGUAUGCGCCUAAUGGAUCUCUUGACAGAUACCUGUUCCUUGCGGGUCCGGUAGCAUCUUCAGGGACCGAAGCUCAGAUGGGUCGGCUGGCUAGAUGGAAUAGGAAAAAAUCCCAUUUUCCUUUAGUAGCAUUUAUUUUUCUUGGUAUUAUCAUUUGUUCAAUUAUUUACAAUGAAAGUAGCAUUCAGCAAAUCCAUGAAGAAAACCCAAAUAAUCAAGUCCCGAACCAUCAACAACAUACCACGACAGUGACUUACAUUCAGCCAAAUCUUGCACCAGUGUUUUUGGAUAGGUUUAAUAGAUGCAACUCAACUAGAGAGUAUACUGGUAAGAGAAUCAAAUGGGGUGACUGGAAAGAGGAAAAGGGUCGAAAGAGAGAGAGUUUGGAGAGUUGUGACGUUUUUUCAGGCAAAUGGGUGUUCGAUAAUGAGUCAUAUCCGCUUUACAAUGAGUCUGAUUGUCCUUACAUGUCUGAUCAACUGGCGUGCCAUAAGCAUGGAAGGUCUGAUUUGAGGUAUCAGUAUUGGAGGUGGCAACCUCAUGAUUGCAACUUGAAGAGAUGGAAUGUGUCUGAAAUGUGGGAGAAGUUGAGAGGGAAGAGACUAAUGUUUGUGGGGGAUUCGCUAAAUAGAGGGCAAUGGAUAUCAAUGGUGUGUUUGCUACAGUCAGUGAUUCCAGCAGAUAAGAGAUCCAUGUCACCAAAUGCCCCUCUUACUGUCUUCAGGGCCGAGGAAUACAAUGCAACUAUUGAAUUUCUCUGGGCUCCUCUUCUUGUUGAUUCUAAUUCUGAUGACCCAGUGAAUCACAGAUUGGAUGAACGGAUAAUGCGUCCUGAUUCAGUUCUAAAGCAUUCAUCAAAGUGGGAGCAUGCAGAUAUACUAGUUUUCAAUUCUUACCUGUGGUGGAGACAAGGCCCUGUUAAGCUUUUAUGGAGUGCUGAAGAGAACGGAGCUUGUGAAGAAUUAGAUGGGUUAGGAGCUAUGGAGUUGGCUAUGGGGGCCUGGGCUGACUGGGUGACUUCUAAAGUUGAUUCCCAGAAGAAACGAGUCUUCUUUGUUACCAUGUCUCCAACGCAUCUCUGGAGCCGCGAAUGGGAGCCUGGAAGUGAUGGAAAUUGCUAUAAUGAGAAGAUCCCACUUGAUAAGGAGGGGUACUGGGGUAGUGGUUCUGACUUGCCUACAAUGCGCAUGGUGGAAAAGGUUCUUGGCAGGUUGGGAUCGAAGGUUUCAGUUCUCAAUAUUACACAGCUUUCAGAGUAUCGUAAAGAUGGCCACCCUUCAAUCUAUCGAAAAUUCUGGGAGACAUUGAGCCCUGAACAAUUAUCAAACCCUAAGUCUUACUCUGAUUGCAUACAUUGGUGCUUGCCUGGUGUACCUGAUGUCUGGAAUGAAUUACUAUUCCAUUUUUUGUAA